Molecule: messenger RNA, 375 nt
Organism: Aspergillus oryzae RIB40
Lineage: Eukaryota; Fungi; Ascomycota; Eurotiomycetes; Eurotiales; Aspergillaceae
Exons: 3
Coding region: 1-375 (124 amino acids)
Source: RefSeq, a predicted model, not a curated record
AUGGCACCUUCGGGGUACACUAUCAGACUACAGAAGGGUAUCCGAGGAGGCUUCGCGCCCCCUACCCCAACCGCAAUUCUCAGCUUAGCCAAAGAUGCCGACAACUCGUACAUCAGCAUCUACGAAUCUAUUCGUCCAGAUGGCGGAUCAGGCCUGGAAGAUAAACCUGAGAGAACAGUCGACUCAUCGGACGAGGUAGAAGGUCUUGUCACUGAACUUUAUGAGAUUCUGCAAGAUUUGCCCUUGGAGAGUCCACCGGGGUCAGAGGAUAUUUAUGGAAAGGAUAUUUCUAUUUCGUGGAGCAGUGAUGAUUUCGCGUGGUGUAAUGGCGGUCAGCAGGGGUGUGUGGGAGGGGACAGUGAUGUUCAUAGCUGA